UCAGUCACUUGAAAAAGCCCUUGACCAAAUUGGAACUUUGUUUUCAAGACGUUGGAAGCGACCAUUAUAAAGAAAACAUUCUGGUGUCACUUAUUUGAAGAAAGCUACGAACAACAUUAAUAGCUUUAUUUUAUUUAUUUAUUUAUUUUUUUAGAGCCUUUUAGUAUUAAUAUUAAUAAAAGUGGACACCUACUAAAGAGCCUUUCAGUGGUCAUUUAUAUUGAUUAUGUUCAUUCUGCAUGCAUAUGUUUUUCGUUUUGCAAUAACUCAAUAUCGUGCAAAUUGUGCAAUACCCAUAAUUCACGUGAUUUAAUAAAACCGACCAUUUAGGAGUAGUGUCUGCAUAAGAUCCAACGGUCAGAAACUCCCCAUCCAUAAAGGUAGGUGAGAUGGCCCAUAUGCAGCCGUACCUGAUUAUUUUCCCCCAAAAGGUCGCUUUCUAAAUUAUAAAUUUUCACUCACGCAACACAAGCCGGUCAAAGACUCAAACCUCACCAUUUCAAACAUUUCUGCUCUCUCUCUCUCUCUAUACAUUUUUUUUUUUCUUCAGUUUUUUCUUCUCUUACUCUUCUCUCCAUUUCUUCAGCUUUUGUUUUUCUGUCCCUUUCAUGGAGAGACCAGAGUCAGAGGGCUUCGGAGGAAGAAGACGGAGACCGGUGAAGAACGAAGUCCCUGUCAGGGCGCAGCGCCCUCUCCGGCGCACGUUAUCCCUGCCUCCAGCGGCGAAGCCUCCUCCUCCAGAGGUGAAGCUCGAGGCUGUGGCCGUUGAUUUGAACGUGCGGUUGAGAUCCGCCGACAUGUCCGCUGCAAUGCAAGAGCGUGCGUUCCGAUACGCUAGAUCCCUCCUCGAUGCCCACUCCGAUAACGUGCCUACUCCCACGCACCUAGCUAUGCGUCUCAAGAAGGAAUUUGAUGCAUUGUAUGGCCCAGCAUGGCAUUGCAUAGUUGGGAAGAGUUUUGGGUCAUUUGUGACUCACUCAUCCGGUGGAUUUGUGUAUUUCUCCAUUGACAAACUCUCUUUCCUCCUCUUCAAGACCGAGGUUCGACCCAUCAUCAAGUCUCCUCCAUAGCUGAAAUUCAAUAAUACUGCAUACCAUAUCUUGUAAACUGCCCUUUUUCAUUGUUGAAUUUUGCGUGGAGAAUGGAAUCUUUUGUUAUAUAUGGUUAA
Molecule: messenger RNA, 1168 nt
Organism: Vitis riparia (riverbank grape)
Lineage: Eukaryota; Viridiplantae; Streptophyta; Magnoliopsida; Vitales; Vitaceae
Product: dynein light chain-like
Exons: 2
Coding region: 609-1070 (153 amino acids)
Biological process (GO): microtubule-based process
Cellular component (GO): dynein complex
Molecular function (GO): dynein intermediate chain binding; dynein light intermediate chain binding
Source: RefSeq, a predicted model, not a curated record